AUGGAAACCAUGUGCCCCAUCGAUAAAGUCGUGCGUGCAGCCGGAGUCAUCUCUUCAACAAUAGCAGGAAUAGAAACUCAAGAGCUGCUUUACCAUCACAGACAAACCCUUCAAAUCGCAUUUGACAAUCUAGGGCAAAUCCUUUCUUCAAGCACUCAGGAUACUUUGCUUUCAGCACAACCUCAAAUUCAAUCAACAGAACCGUUGAGUCAAACCCAAGAAAGCAAUCAGCAAGCGAGCAAUCAUGAUCACAACCAGGAAACCUCUGAGACAAUGCCUUCAGCACCUUCUCCUCAGUCACCCGCACCAGGUGACGCUUCCGCACUGCCACAAGAAAAGCAAGAUAAUAAAGUCAGUAACCUAAUGGACAAUCUCCGCCGUCACUCCAAGGAAAUCCACGCCUUUACCGACAAGGAAGAAGCGCACGCAGUUUUUUCAAACAAACAGUGGACGCAGCGUGACCCUCGCCAUGUUGACAUCAAGCUAACAAAGCGCAAUCAUACUUGGACUCAAAAAUUCCGGUGUUGGCUCGCCCGAUAUUCGUUUGCCGAUGAAUAUCUAACCUGGGCCCAAAACACGUACGGAAAACCUCGCGAAGAAUUCUUGAUUCUUACGGCAGAAGACGCAGACAACAGAGGAAAAGGCCAUGUCACUGAAUUUUUGGGCUCCGUUCACGAUAAAGACGAAUCUAUCAGGAAAGAAAUACAGUACGGACUGAAGUAUCACUCAUUCGAACACAUCUACAAGAGUCGCGGGGUCUCUGUGGUUCUCUUCGGUGUGUCCUUUGCAUUUCGUCAGAUAACUUAUCCACAUAUGAAAUUACUGGCAGAAUCUAUCGGCGAAGACUCGACGUGGUCUGAUUUGGCAAAAAGAAAGGCCGACUGGUUAUCUCAGUGCUUGCUGAUCUACAAUGAAGAUUACGAGAAUUAUAGAAAGCAGAAGGGGCAUAAACGGGCUUUUGAUUCCGAGGGCGUCGAACAGAGCCAGAAAAGGCGUUCAGGUGUGACCCCCAUGCCUACGUCGGCGCUGGAACGGGAAACCCCCAGCGAGGCACCUCAAGACGACAGAUUGGGCGCCAUACAUGUCUCCGCAAAUCCUCCGAUAUCCAAUGCAGUGGGUGACAAGGAGAUAGACCAAUCUAUGGCUGAUGGCUAUGACCCGUUCCAGGUGGACUUCAAUUUUCUUCUCCGAGAGCUCGAUGGUCAGAAUCCUGAAAUGAUCAACCCUCAACCUUGUUUUGAUAAGCGAGUUAGCGAUGAAGCCGAUGGCUAUGACCCGUUCCAGGUGGACUUCAAUUUUUUGCAAGGGCUGAACCCAGAUAUGACCGAUGUACGGCCGUUCCUUUUGGGUGAGGACGAUGGGACAGGACGCUAUUUGUCCCAAUGUAGUUCUUCCCAGCCUCAGACUGCUUGCUAG
Messenger RNA from Penicillium samsonianum, 1416 nucleotides. RefSeq lists its product as uncharacterized. NCBI's taxonomy places the organism in Eukaryota, Fungi, Ascomycota, Eurotiomycetes, Eurotiales, Aspergillaceae. The coding region runs from base 1 to 1416 and encodes 471 amino acids. The transcript is spliced from 4 exons. The record is from RefSeq and is a predicted model, not a curated record.